Molecule: messenger RNA, 1898 nt
Organism: Osmia lignaria (orchard mason bee)
Lineage: Eukaryota; Metazoa; Arthropoda; Insecta; Hymenoptera; Megachilidae
Source: RefSeq, a predicted model, not a curated record
AUUUCUUAUUUAAACGCCAUCUCCUUCCCGCGUCUUUAGUGUAGCCUGUAAAACCAAUAGGAAUAUUGAAAGAGAUGCAGAGAGGUGAAUACAUGUUACAUUUAUUUAUGUAUUUAUUUCUAAUAAAUACUGUACGUGUUUGAAAAGUUGGCAGUACGGCCGAAAAUGCGUAUGAGCCUAGAUGGGGCGCAACCAAUCAAGCCUGCAUUCCUUCCCACUGCCAACACUCGAAACGCUAACAGUAGGAAAAUACGUAUAUAUACAUAUCGAUCUUACAUGUUGUCGGAAUGUAGCAUCACAACCACGGCGUAUUCUCUUCUUUGUUGUUCGUCCUCUUCAUUGUUGUCCAUGUUGUCUCCAGGAAACGGCAUUCGGAAACACUUUGAACAAACAUCGGACUACAGGAGAGAAGUGCAAUUGCCAAGGAUGAAUUCAAAUAUGGAAAUGGAACAUCGUCCGAAGAGGAUGGCCAACAAGCCGGCCCGGUAUCAAACCACGUCCUCCGACGAAGAACCGCGAAAGCGUUUAAAGGUGGCCCCCGGAAGUAUCGUGGAGGACAUAACAGACCUCAGGGCUACCUUGGAGGGCGUGGACGAUGAAGUUCCAUCUAAUAAUUAUAGACAACACGAACACACGAGCACAUACACACCACUAGACACAUAUUCGCCAUACACACCAUCAAACAUAAACAUAUACUCGCCACACAUACCACCAAACACAUACAGGCCACCUCCAACAGUAUAUGCACCACCAACGCAAACUUUUCAUAUUCCAGAUGCAGUGGAGAGCAGGCCUGAACCACGGAUGCAGCAAGGUACGGAACCUACAAAUGUACAAAUAAGGGAUCUAUAUACAAAAAUUGGCAACCUGGAGUCCAUGGUGACGAAAACCCAUUCAUUAUUGGAGAAGGUGGCGAAGCAGCAGCAGCAAUUGCUGCACCAGCGUCAUGGAAUUCCGUCAAAGCCAGCGUUUCUACCAAUUUCAUCGUUGGCUGCAAUGACGGAAUUCCAAAAUACUGAUGAAGACAGCUACAGGGAAGUUGUAAACUAUUUGGAGUACGUGGGCGGCUUCAACCUGAAGGAAGCAGUCACUCUCUCUUUUAAAGAAACAGUGAGUGACUGCUUGCUAACAUCUUAUUCCUGGUUGGGCCGUGAAGAUAACAAUCUCGCACUUUGCGAGACAAGAAUUGUUCGUGCUAUACACGAUGCCGUGCUCCAGAAUAGGCACUUCCCAAGGCCGUCCCGCAAGGAUGUAGCGGAACAUUUAAAAGCGGCGCUUCGCACUGCUAAGAAGAGGCCCCCGAAAUCCUCAGCAUGAAACAGUGGAUAACUUUUGGACUGCUGAGGAACAACCACGUUGAAACAGGAAGAGCGAGCAAUCCAUCUAUGGCCGAUUCAGUGUAUAAUUAGGAACAUACCUCAUGCAAGGCCAAUAGUUGUACGUAUUUAUAUGGGAUGGCAGAGACCGUGUCAACUGUAAACUGCUCGAAACCGUGUUCCAAAUCUUUUUUCUUUCUCUACGGCACACGGCAGCUCUAGCAGUGCCCUCUAGCAAGAAUGCUGGGGUCAAGCCGUGAAGAGGAACUGAAGAAGAACUGAAGAGGAUCUGAAGAAAAACUGAAGAGGACCUGAAGAUAUAAUUAUUUUAUACUAUUUUAUAUUAUUUUAUUUUAUUUUAUAUUAUUUAUAUUAUUUUAUAAUUAUGUUAUUUUUCUGAAUUUAUAUAUUAUUUAUAUCAACAUUUAUAUGUUGAUUUGUUAUGUAUAUUGUUGACAUUGUAAAUGUACAUUUUUUUGUUGUGAAUACUGAUAAGGUUUUGGCAGUUUUCCUUAUCCUAGCAACAAAUGUUGGUAUUCGUGAAAUUAUUCUGCCAAAUAAAAUAUUUUAUUUUUUAUUAUA